This is a messenger RNA of Oryctolagus cuniculus (rabbit), 499 nucleotides long. It is a transcript of the gene SPINK1, whose product is annotated as serine peptidase inhibitor Kazal type 1. NCBI's taxonomy places the organism in Eukaryota, Metazoa, Chordata, Mammalia, Lagomorpha, Leporidae. Gene Ontology annotation, molecular function: serine-type endopeptidase inhibitor activity; protein binding. The record is from RefSeq and is a predicted model, not a curated record.
GUGGCAUUCUUUAAACUUGAAGGCCAGACUACGAUACAGAGUUGAUUAGUAACCAAGGACACCUGUUACACUGCGCAUUAGGUGGAGCCUGUGUUGCCAUCUGCCUGUAAGACCCUUCCAGCCCUAGGGUUUUGAAGAGAACUGUGCAGUUUUACUGACUUCUCGAUACAGAACUUCAGUCAUGAAGGUGACAGUAAUCUUUCUUCUUGGUGCCUUGGCCCUGUUGAGUUUGUCUGGUAACACCAGAGCUGAUUCCCUGGGAAGAAUGGCUAAUUGUAACAAUGAAGUUACUGGAUGCCCUAGAAAUUAUGAUCCUGUCUGUGGGACUGAUGGAAACACGUAUUCCAAUGAAUGCAUACUAUGUACUGAAAAUCAGAAGCGCCAGAUACCUGUCCUCAUUAGAAAAUCUGGGCCUUGCUGAACGAAAGUUCUGAAAUCCCCAAAGGUCACCAGAGUGCCUGGGUGGCCUGAUUAUUGAAUAAAUGCAUGCAUCUGAAUA